Messenger RNA from Myotis brandtii (Brandt's bat), 1471 nucleotides. Its product is annotated as serine/threonine-protein kinase PRP4 homolog. The record is from RefSeq and is a predicted model, not a curated record. NCBI's taxonomy places the organism in Eukaryota, Metazoa, Chordata, Mammalia, Chiroptera, Vespertilionidae. The transcript has a single exon.
AUGUCUGGGGAAGUUGCGUCAUCACGCUCACUCGCCCGCCCUUUCCCCAUGCACUUAUAUAUCUGGAUUCUUAGAGCGGACUCAGAGCUCCACGGUGCUCUGCGCGCUUAGCACACGUGCGCCGGCUCUGCUCCCUCUUCCUCCCCUGACACUCGCCUCGGAGGAGUCAGGCAGUUCCAGAUGGCCGCUGCCGCCGCCGCCGCCGCCGCCGAGGCUCCGCGUCUGCAGGAACAGUCGGAGAUGGAAGAUGGUGAUAAUUCUGGGAAGAGUGUACACGAAGAAAAUGGAGAAGUAUCAGAAGACCAAUCUCAAAAUAAGCACAGUCGUCACAAGAAAAAGAAGCAUAAACACAGAAGUAAACAUAAGAAACAUAAACAUUCCUUAGAAGAAGACAAGGAUAAAAAACAUAAACAUAAGCAUAAACAUAAGAAACACAAAAGAAAAGAAGUUAUAGAUGCUUCUGACAAAGAAGGUUUGUCUCCAGCAAAAAGAACUAAACUUGAUGAUUUAGCGUUGCUGGAAGACUUGGAAAAACAGAGAGCCUUGAUUAAAGCUGAACUUGAUAAUGAGUUAAUGGAAGGAAAGGUCCAGUCAGGGAUGGGGCUCAUAUUACAAGGUUAUGAAUCUGGCUCUGAAGAAGAGGGGGAAAUUCAUGAAAAGGCAAGAAAUGGAAAUAGGUCUAGUACUAGAUCUUCCACUACCAAGGGGAAACUUGAACUUAUGGACAAUAAAAAUAGUACAAAAAAGCGAAGUAAAAGCAGAUCCAAAGAACGGACUAGACAUAGGUCUGAUAAAAAGAAAAGUAAGGGAGGUGUUGAAAUAGUUAAAGAGAAGACAACUAGGAGCAAAUCAAAGGAGAGGAAAAAGUCUAAAAGUCCAUCCAAAAGAAGUAAGUCUCAAGAUCAAGCAAGAAAAUCAAAAUCUCCUACCCUUAGAAGGCGAUCUCAAGAGAAAAUUGGGAAGGCCAGAUCUCCUACUGAUGACAAGGUUAAGAUUGAAGAUAAAAGUAAGUCAAAAGAUAGAAAAAAAUCCCCAGUUAUAAAUGAAAGAAGUCGUGAUCGAGGCAAAAAAUCCAGAUCGCCAGUUGACUUAAGAGGUAAAUCCAAAGACAGAAGGUCACGGUCCAAAGAGAGAAAGUCAAAACGGUCUGAAACUGAUAAAGAAAAGAAGCCAAUUAAAUCUCCCUCUAAAGAUGCUUCUUCUGGGAAAGAAAAUAGGUCACCCAGUAGAAGACCUGGUCGUAGUCCUAAAAGAAGAAGUUUGUCUCCAAAACAACGUGAUAAAUCCAGAAGAAGUAGAUCUCCACUUUUAAAUGAUAGAAGGUCUAAGCAGAGCAAGUCACCUUCUCGAACUCUGUCUCCCGGUAGAAGAGCUAAGAGCCGAUCCUUGGAAAGAAAGCGAAGAGAACCAGAAAGGAGACGACUUUCUUCCCCAAGGUAACUUGUUUUCAAAAUGUUAGUGCUUUUUACCA